GAUAAAAGAGGAACUUCGUGCGUAAUUUCAGGGGGGCGUUUGCUAAAUAGCACAGCCGGGACCGGUCCUGUCACUGGUGGCUUCAAGAAUGUUCCGGGUUUCUGUAGAAGAUCGUAGAACGGACUAGUCACUACUCAAGGCGCCUUAAACAACUAUUUUACUCUCAGUGACGACGCCAGAACGAUUGGGAGACGUCCAUUGAGGCAUUGUCGACGUCAUAAGGGUAUAAAAAAUGGCACAGCGGCUUUUUAACCCGCAGAAUUUAGCGAUGUAUGCCGAAGAACCGCCACUACCGAAAGGUUGGGAAAUGCGACUCGAUCCGCAAACCGGUUGGCCGUUUUUUAUCGACCACAACACCCGGACAACUACAUGGCAGGACCCGAGAAGACAGAUGCCCGGUCAGAACAGGCAGACUGGACACAACCAGCAGCAGCCGCCUCAGAGCCGUCAGAUCCCUGUGCAACACGAGAGCGCCCCCCAGCAGAGGUACACGGUACCGCAGAAGGAGAACUACCACAGCGCCAGGCAGACUCUUCCACAGAACGGGCAGCAGUCUAAGGGUUUUACCCAGAUUCCUGUGCAGCAUGAGUCGUCGGCGCAGCAGCCGCGUACACGGCACAUGGAUCACGUGGCGGAGCCGUCACAGCGCGGGCCGCAGCCCGGGGUCUCCCCCCAGCAGGCUCGCAGACUCUACCCCCCGCGGGGGGGCUCACCCAAACCUGCUUCACCACAGGCACAGACGGUGAACUCCCGAGUGCGUGACGUCCCUAUCCAGCGCGUGCAGACGCCUCCGUCCGGCUCCCCACAACAGCCGCGCCGCGAAAAACUGGAGACGCCACCGCCACAGAUCCAGCCACAACCGGAACCAGCAAGGGAACAACCACCGCCCGAACCGGAGCCCGCUCAACCUCAACCCAAACCCUCCUCUCUGGAGAAGAUCGAAAAAAUCAUGGCCGACGUGAACCAGUUGUACAACGAGGUCCAGGAUUUCCGCGGGCGUAAGGAGGACAAUCUUAAAGAAUAUCUCCGACUUGAGGAGUUCCUGACAAAAUGCUUGCUACAGCUGGACGGCGUGGAAACGGAAGGGAUCGCGGAAGUUCGGACUGCGCGGAAACAAGCCGUCGUCAAGUGUCAACAGGCGCUAACCGACCUGGAUUCGAAGGGGAAGGGAGAAGACGCAGCUCCGGUGGAGAACGCAGAAACGACGGACGGACGGAACGGCGGCGGGGAAACGGAAAAGGACCAGAAUGCACCGCAGGGCGUUCCCAUGGAAACCGAACAAGCGUCGGACGAGAAAUCAACAGAAAACAAAAACAGAGACGCUGAAAAUGGAGAAAAGAAGGAAGAAAACGAAGUGAAAAAAGAGGAAAAUGCAGACGGGAAGUCGCAAUAAAGACUGUCCUCAGCGUAGUUAGGAGAAUUGAAAGUUUGAUCACAGGCUUUGUUGCUGCUGUGCAAUUCACCAUUUUUCCCUAGAUAAAACAUAUGGAAGUUAAGAUACAGCUAAUAUUGGGUGUUUCUUGCCAGUAACAAAAGCAGUAUGUUACUGUGGAAGCUAUAAUAUGCAUGGUAACGGCUGCUUCAGGUGGUAGCUAUUAGGUAUAGGGUUUCAUGUUUACAGACUAAUAUUUAAACUGCAAUGAUAUCAAGGCCUGUAACAAGAUCAAGAAAAGAUUCAAUACUGUCAGGGUUAAGUGUGUAAAAUUUGAAAGAUAACCAGCAAUAGUAAAGAUUCUAUGUCUUAAAAGACGAUAUAUAGAAAACAGUUGAGCACUAAAGCUGAAAUUCUGGCAAUGGCUUGGAUGCAUCUAAACUUUUCAGACAACACUACUCAGUAGUAAGAGUUGUCAAUAGAUGUAAUUUUAUCAAACAAAUGGAUUUAAAAAGAGUUGAAAUGUGAUUAAAAACUAUGUAUUCUUCCCAGAACUGUGCUUACGAUAAUCUGCAUUACUCUGGUAAAUUAUGAUAAUUGGGA
Branchiostoma belcheri (Belcher's lancelet) is the source of this 1975-nucleotide messenger RNA. RefSeq names its product BAG family molecular chaperone regulator 3-like. Lineage: Eukaryota; Metazoa; Chordata; Leptocardii; Amphioxiformes; Branchiostomatidae. Gene Ontology annotation, molecular function: protein-folding chaperone binding. The coding region runs from base 233 to 1393 and encodes 386 amino acids. The transcript has 4 exons. The record is from RefSeq and is a predicted model, not a curated record.